This is a messenger RNA of Trichoderma virens Gv29-8, 1677 nucleotides long. RefSeq lists its product as uncharacterized. The coding region runs from base 1 to 1677 and encodes 558 amino acids. Gene Ontology annotation, molecular function: medium-chain fatty acid-CoA ligase activity. Gene Ontology annotation, biological process: fatty acid metabolic process. Lineage: Eukaryota; Fungi; Ascomycota; Sordariomycetes; Hypocreales; Hypocreaceae. The transcript is spliced from 3 exons. The record is from RefSeq and is a predicted model, not a curated record.
AUGGCAAUUGAUACCAAAGUUCUAGCCCUGCCUACCAGUUGCGAAAAAUGCACAUCUCCCGCCAUCAUUUGCCCUGUUGCUGGAUCUACAUCGUUCCGAGAUGUGGUAUCGUACGCGCAGCUUGCCUCUAUGGUAAGAUCUGUGCAAAUUGAUUUGGCCCUUAUGGGCAUAACAAAAGCUAGCAGAGUCGCACUGGUAUUGCCGAAUGGACUAGAAUUUGUUGCCAUGCUCCUUGCCGUACUACGUCAACGAGGUGUCGCCGCUCCUCUAAAUCCACAAUAUACGCAAGUGGAAUUCAGAGAUGCUUUCUCACGGAUGAAUCUCGAUUUGGUGUUAAUCUUGGCCGACGUCGGGGUUUCAGGCGAUGGCUCAUCUAUUGCAACUCCAGCCAGACAAGCUGCUAUGGAACUGGGAGUUCGCGUGGCAGUGUGCCACAGGACCAACAUCGCUGAUGGCGGAGCUGAGCCAGGUUUGCGGCUUGCUGUUAAGCCAAUUGAUCUCGCCCAUGGAAACAGUACCAAUAUUAAUGAGACGACUAUUUUUUCACCAACUGAAGUCCAGCCGCAAGACAAGGCCCUCAUGCUCUUGACAAGCGGUACUACGGGUGCGCCUAAAUUAGUCCUCCUCAGUCACAUGAACAUCCUCAUAUCCAUGCGCAUCAUCAUAGCCAAUAGUCAGCUCUCUUCCAGUGAUAGAACGAUUAUCAUCACCCCGCUGCAUCAUAUAACUGGAGUCUGUGGCUCCUUGCUAGCAACACUUUUCUCUGGAGGCAGUGCUGUCAUUCCGGAUUCUCUACCUGGCGCCUUUUGGCAGCGAUGCGCUGAUUACGGGAUCACAUGGUUUUACGCUGUCCCGACCCUUCAUCAUUUACUUCUGAAUUUCCCACGCCCAAAUGGCCGUGUCCCAUCACAACUGAGGUUUCUCAGAUGCGGUGGCGGCGAAACUCAACCAGACUUAUAUGAUCGCUUGACAGCGCUUGGCCUACCUUUACUCGAGAGCUACGGCAUGACAGAGAUAGCUCCAGCAAUAUUUUGCAACCGCUUGACAGAUGAUGGUGACAUUAAGAAGAAGCGAAGAGGUUAUUACCCAAUUCCAGAUGGGGUUGACGUGGUAAUACUGCCAUCCAACCCUCCUGGUCAAGAGACUGGCGAUUUUGAAAACCAAUUCAACGCGCCAACAAAGGACAUUGGUGUUAUUGGGGAGGUGUGUCUGCGCGGGGAUAAUAUAAUGGAAGGGUACAGCGAUAACCCCGAGGCCAACGCCGAGGCUUUCCUCUCAAAUGGAUACUUCCGCACUGGUGAUCUUGGCGCCAUCCACCCUGGUGGCUAUCUACAGCUGGUAGGUAGGAUCAAGGAGGUUAUCAACAAAGGCGGGACCAAAAUUGGCCCUGCUGAAGUCGAGCACAUAGCUUUGACUCACAAUUGUGUUGAGGAUGCUGCGUGCUUUCGCAUCGCUGAUCAGGUGUAUGGCGAUGAAAUUGGGCUUGCCAUCACUCUAUAUCCACAUGUAGAUGAACAAUUGGCGGUUGUGUCAGACUUGAAACGCCAUAUUCGCCAGCAUCUAUCGGAUUUUAAAGUUCCAAAGAAGGUAUUAUUAUUCACAAACAUCCCAUACAGUAAGACAGGGAAACUCAUGAGAACGCAACUGUCGGAGCAGUUUGCCAAAGGGUUGUUGUAG